Molecule: messenger RNA, 1119 nt
Organism: Alternaria burnsii
Lineage: Eukaryota; Fungi; Ascomycota; Dothideomycetes; Pleosporales; Pleosporaceae
Product: wd repeat-containing protein 82
Exons: 2
Coding region: 1-1119 (372 amino acids)
Cellular component (GO): Set1C/COMPASS complex
Molecular function (GO): protein binding; chromatin binding
Source: RefSeq, a predicted model, not a curated record
AUGGCUGGGUCAGCGACGCCCGGUGGAGGCCCUCCUCCGCCGCCUGCAGGGCCGCCGACACAGAAAGUCAGCGACGUCAUAACAAGCUUCCGGCCUCAGAGGCGCUUCAAAUCCGGCGGCCAGGGCACCGCCGUCACCUCGCUCGACUUUGACGACUCGGGCGAGCUAGCCAUUGUCGCACGCGACGACGACACGCUCCAGAUUUACAAUUGCAAAGAAGGCAAGCACGCCAAGGAGCUCAAGAGCCAGAAGUACGGCGUGCAUCUGGCGCGUUUCAGUCACCAUGCGCAGAGCAUCAUCUACGCCAGUACAAAGGUCGACGACACCAUCCGCUUCCUCUCCACACACGACAACUCGUACAUCCGCUACUUCAAGGGCCACAGCGACACCGUCACCUCCAUUGCCCUGUGUCCGUCCAAGGACGAUUUCAUAAGCUGCUCAAAAGACAAUACGGUGCGCUUGUGGAAUCUGCAAUCGCCAAACUAUGUCGGUCUGCUUAACCUUCACGGACCCUACCUUGCUGCCUACGAUCCUUCUGCCACCGUCAUUGCCAUCGCCUCACCACCUACACAAAACGUCCUCCUCUACGAUAUGCGCAACUACGACAAGCCGCCCUUUGCCACCUUCGACAUCCUCGACAUGGAGCAACGCUUCAUGGGAGGCCAGAAGGUCGACUGGACCAAGAUUGAGUUCACCAAUGACGGCAAGAGUUUGAUCAUUGCGACAAACGGAAGCGGUCACUUCGUCCUCGACGCCUUCUCAGGCGACUUGACACAUUUCUGCUACCGCAAAACUGGCUCCUCGGGACGUCUCCCACCCAGCGCCUCCACUACAAAUACCACGGGCGCAAAGCCCGAUGGUCAUACUCCGGCAAAUGGACAGGGCGAUGUGUGCCUUACUCCAGAUGGCAAGUUCCUGAUUGGAGGCAGUGGGGAAGACGGCCUCCUAGUCUGGGACAUUUCCAAGCCACCAACGCCGAAUAAUAUGCUUGAGCCUAUGGAGAAGCUUCCAGGACAGGGCAAGAGCGCUGUUGUUGGUUACAAUCCGAGGACCAACCUGCUGGCGACUGCGGAUAAAGAUCUAUAUCUCUGGCAGCCGGAUCCCGAUCUCAUGAUCUGA